AUUCGUCGUCCAAGUGAAAUUACACGGUUCGGGUUUAACCCUAAUAGAAAAAAGGAAAUAGAAAGAGAAUAAAAAAGGUAACUUGAGUCCCACCCAACUCAUUCCCCGCUUUCGUUUUGUUUUCAUCACUUUAACAAGCACGAAGUUGCCAAUUCUCCAUAUCUACGUUCGAAACCACCUUCUCCAUAGAAGAAUAUGGCUAAGAUUACUCUGAGGGUUGUUAGAAAGCCCAACUUGAUGAAGAAGAAGAAGCAGCAGAAGAAUACUAGCAUCUCUGUCAAAGAGAUAACCAAAGCAUCUUUCGAGACCGCCCUUCCGAAGAAACCUUCCGCCCACAAAACCCUAGACGACGACGAUAACAACAAAGGUAGAAUCAAUUCGUCCUCGUGGGUUAAAUCUCUCUUACUCGGAAGAGGAGCCUACGGUUCGGUUUAUCUAGGUACCAGUAAGAGCAAGACACACCAAACCGGUGAAAGAGCCAUCAAAACUGCUGAGCUUUCUCACGCUUCAAGCCUCAUGGACGAAGGCAGGAUCAUGAUCCGCUUACAAUCGCCUUUCAUUGUCCGUUGCUACGGCGACGAGAUCGCACGCGAGGACUGUUCUACGCAAUACAAUCUGAUUCUCGAGUAUUGCUCUGGCAAAACCAUUGCCGACUUGAUCGAGGAUAACCACGGCGAGCUACUUGAGUCGGAGGCCAAAGUUUUCGCUAGAGAUGUCUUGUCUGGUCUCACUUACAUCCACGACAGAAACAUCGUUCACUGCGACAUCAAACCCGACAACCUCUUACUCUCCCCUACCGCUGUCCGGUUCAGGUCUACUGGGUACUUGACCAAGAUUGGGGAUUUUGGAUUAGCUAUGGAGAAAGGGUCGCUCGAUUACGGUAACGGAUACGGCCACAAGAGAGGCACCACGAGGUACAUAGCUCCGGAGCUUAUUGGGCAGGGCUUUGUGGACUUUGGAGUGGACGUGUGGGCCUUUGGAUGCACGGUCUUGGAGAUGUUAUCCGGAACAUCAGUUUGGGGAGAAUAUGGUGAUCUUGCUUUUGAUGAUUGGGUCAAUCUCAUUGGCCACAGCGAUCGCAUGCCUCAUGUACCGGCUUGGUUAUCUAAAGAAGCACUAGAUUUCUUGAGCAGAUGCUUGGAGAGAGACGUUAACAAGAGGUGGUCUACGCAUGAACUCAAGAACCAUCCUUUUGUUCUGCUAUGAGGAAGGCCAAGAAGAUAAACUAAUUGAUUGAUGUUUAAUGUUCUUUCAAUUGUUUGGAACAGUUUUGUAUUCUUCUCGUAUAUGAUAUGUUUUGUCGUUUGGUAUAAAGCCUUGUAACUGCUACUUGUAUUGUCUUCUAAUUGCUAUAUGUACCACUUUGAGUUUUGUUAUUUAUUCAUUAUUAGUAUACAAUUCCAGAACCAAUUCUCUAUAAUGAAUGAUUGUUAUAAAAGAGAUCCAAUUCUGUGUCUGAAGAAACCAUUACAAAGAGGCAAACGAACAUGAGAAACCAUAUUUUAUGGAAAGUCUUUACGCAAACUCAUUGGUCAAUAUUUGUCAAAUUUGGAAGGUGGGUAGAGAGUUUAUCCAGUUUGUAUCCAAUUUAGUUAUAAUAUAUAUUGAAAUUACAUAAACCAAAUGAAAUCAAUUCUUGUUUAAUUAUGAGAAUUGGACACCCCUUACCAUGAUUCUAUCAAAUUCAUGUAUGUUGAUCAUUAUCAAUGCACCUUUUGAAGAAACAGAAACAAAAACAUACAAACUAUGUGUCCUGACUCACAAACCAAACGCCACUCAAGUUUCCCAGACUCGAGAGUCGUAGUAGAGGAAUGUGUUGGUGCAAGAAAGACUAAGAAACAACAAGUUAUUUUGCGGUGAUUCUUCCAAACCCGGUAAUAAGUAGAUGAACCAAUGAAAAUGAAGAGAGAGAGA
Brassica napus (rape) is the source of this 1914-nucleotide messenger RNA. Its product is annotated as mitogen-activated protein kinase kinase kinase 17-like. Gene Ontology annotation, biological process: protein phosphorylation. Bases 196 to 1206 code for a protein of 336 amino acids. NCBI's taxonomy places the organism in Eukaryota, Viridiplantae, Streptophyta, Magnoliopsida, Brassicales, Brassicaceae. Gene Ontology annotation, molecular function: ATP binding; protein kinase activity. The transcript has a single exon. The record is from RefSeq and is a predicted model, not a curated record.